This is a messenger RNA of Porites evermanni, 6262 nucleotides long. The record is from the annotation of a GenBank genome assembly. Lineage: Eukaryota; Metazoa; Cnidaria; Anthozoa; Scleractinia; Poritidae.
AUAGCAACGACGGGCAUAAAAGCGCGCUAAAACUUGGCACGGCGGUAGUUGCUUGGAAAACGCGAUUCAAUGGAAACUCGAAAAAUGGAUUCUAGUAGCGAACAAAGUGAACAAGAAAACGCUUUGAAAAGAUGUCGAUGGUUAAGAAUAAACUGGAAUUGGUUCAAAGUGGGAAGCUCGAAAUUUGGGAUCCAAAUUCGCUUAAAUCCAGUCGUGACUCUGCUCUCGGCGUUGGUUAUCUGGGGUUUUGUCGUCUUCUGUGUUUUGCUGCCAGAAUUCGCGAAUAAACAGAUGGCCGAGUGGAAAUCAUGGAUCACUGAGACCUUCACAUGGAUGUACAUUGGUACCCAAAAUGCCUGGGCUGUUUUUAUCAUCGUCCUGUACUUUUCCAAAUACGGCACGAUGAAACUGGGAAAACCGGAUGAAAAACCUGAAUUCAAAGACGCGACAUACUUCACCAUGCUGUUUGCCGCUGGCAUAGGAAUCGGCCUAUUCUACUUUGGAGUUGGUAAGUUGAUCACCUUUGCGUGAACGUCGAUUGCUUUUCGUAUUUUAGGAAACAAAGUCGCGCUCAGCCACGGAUAAACCAUUCAUCUGAAGUGUGUGUAAGCUUAUAAUGAUAUGCAGUUCUACCAUUUUCGUGCGUGUUACAUGGGUAAAGAUUUCUUGAGUUUAAGUAAAUAAAGAAUGAACAAAUUGCAAAGUUAGGGAAUUUUAACUCUGUAGAUUAAAUCCCGGCGCUUUUUAAAGCAUUUUUACAACAAAAUUACGAUUUUUUCGGUAACCACAUGUUCAGUAAAAUCACUAGCAAGUAAAAGUACUUUCCCGCUGAUAGAGUAAAAUUACGGAGACGCGUCACGCAUGGGUACACCCGUCAAUCAAACGUCAUACCGCCUUUGAUUUUUCCGCGAUUUACCCGCAUGAAUGAAAAACGCGCGCUUUUUAUGCAAAUUUCUCUCAGUGAUUUUACGAGCUACACGUGGAAAUAUAUUAUUUAUAUUUCGUUUUCGCAGCGAAUAGUAUAACGAGAAAUGAAAGCUGUAAAAAGUAGAGGUGUUAGAUUGCCGUUAGUUAAAAAUCUUUCAAACAGGUCCUUCUUAAUUUUUGCUCAAGACGCGUCUGACUAAAAUAAGACAAUUUUUCAAUGUUUACAUCCUUUUGAAUGAAUUCGAUUUCUUAUUCGGUGGCGUUUAGGUACAAAACCUUUAAAGAAAAUAUUAUUCAUUCUCUGCUAACUUACUUAGCGCCUUUCGCAUUCAUACAAAAAUACGUGCGUGAUAUAAAAAUAUGUGCUUGUCACUCUUCAGUUUCUUGUUUCAGAGCAACAUUUUUUCAGUGUUCCACAUGCAUUUCGGUUUCUGAGAACUGAAUGAUAAUCACGUCCGCGCCCAAACGCACAAUAUACCGCAUUUCUUCUGGGGAAAAGUACUCAAGGCAUUUCCUUGAGGAAACGAUCACCACUUUAAAUAAAAUAACAUAUUAGUCCUAAGAAAAUAGCGUGCAUGUCAUGGAUCACGAAUUUUUUUCAUUUUAUUUAAUUAAAGUCCGUCAUAAAAUUAAACGUCGGCCGUUUUUGUUACUUUUUGUCGCCGCCGUUGCUUUCGUUUUUCUACACCGCUUUUAAAAGGUUUUUAACAACCACAACCAUUUUUAACUUGCGGACAAAAAUUUUCGUGGUAUUCAGGAGUUCCAUUGUGUAUGUCUGCAUUAUUUGCAUAAGAUAUUGCACAAGCUGCUGUCAAAUUAUCGACUUCAACUUGAGGUAACUACAAAUUAGGCCUCAGCAGCAGUUUCCUGCAGUCCUAAACUUGGUAUAAUAGAAUAAUCAGUUCCCAUGAAAUUUCUUUUCUAAAAAAGUGAUCGACAAACUUGAUACAAUAUUGUGUUACACACAUGCUGAGAGUGUUCAUCAUAUUGCAUAUUUCCUUGCUUACCUUUUUGAACUACGAUAGGUUUAUAGUUCACAUAUGCUGGAGCCUAACUACAUCAGAAAUGUUGUUUUUUUUGCUUGUCAAAAAAUUUAAAAAAGAAGUCGUUGUCUAAACCACAGUGGUUAAGCUAAGUUUAAAAAACUGAAACCUUUUUGUCAGUCAAAUAUUCUUUGAUACUGGUCAAAUUCAUCUUAUUGAUUUGAAAUAUCAUUGGAUGAUUGUUUUUUUUUGGGCUGGGAACAUCUACAAUAGUUGUCAUAAUUCCACCUGACCAUGAUAUUAUUUGUUAUAAAUAUAGAACCUGUAUGUCCUAUUCUUGUGACAUACAUGUAUUUUUGUCAGUUUUAGCAUUUUUGAUAAGAAUUAAAAUUCAAAGCAAUACCAGUUCUACUUAUGUAUAUUAUUAAGGAAAUAUUUGUAUAAUAAUUUCACUACUGAGAGUACAAGGUACAAAUCUUUGAUGUCAUGUGAAGUCAUGUGAGUAAAAAAUCCAGCUAAUGAUUAACUCUAAUUCCUUGCAGCUGAACCUGUGUGGCAUUAUGCUCCUGGUGACUAUGGAAACCGAUAUUUUGACAGGUACGUGAUGAUAAUGCCCAGCUCAAUUAAACUUGAUACUUUAAAGUCCCCAAGCUUUUCUUCAUAUUUUAAGAAAGGGACGAAGGUGUGCAUCUUCUUCAAUUCACAUCUUCAUGUGUUAUGUAGUAGCACCUUUUUUAGUGUUAAACAUUCUCAUUAUAAUAAUGUAUCAUGCUUGUCCAACUUUAUCAGGUGCACCAGACGACCAAAAUUAUGAUUUCAAAUAUGUCAAAGUGUUUCAAAUGCUUUUCUCUGCGAUUUAGAGUGCUGUUUUGUUAAUUUGGUGCUGUUCUUGAGCCUAAAUUAUCUCUUUGGUAUCUUAAGGGUAACUGAUGGGUCCUAUCAAAUGUUUGAGGAGAUGGAGUAGCUGUACUUUUAUAAGAAAAUUCUACACAGUAAUAAAAGCUAUGGCAGGGGCACCCAACAACUUUUUUCUGUAAAACAACUGUUUGAAGGAACAAAUAAAAAAAAACGAUAAAAAUGUUAAAAACGACUCAAAGUAAUUGUCUGAAAUUCAAGCUGCAAAUACACGUACUUCCUAGAAAUUUCUAAAGCUCAAGAAAAGCUAAAAAUUCCUGGAUAACCGUGAAAUUCCAUUUGAAUUGUCUAAGAUAUUCAGAGUUUUUCUACUAGCUUACCUAUGAUUUUCUGGGGUUGUGGUCUUCAAAUUUUUAGGCUACACUAUAAGCAGUCAUACUGGCUUGUUAUAUUUCUUAUUUGUCCCAUUUACACCAUGCAAAACUGUUUUAAAUCUGUUUAUGUAAACACAGUUUGAAGUUGUGCACAGAUAAAGCCAAACUUCAAGUUAUGAGGGCAAAACCUUAACAUAGAAGUCCCUGUCUGUAAAAUACAAGCAAUCAGUUUUUCUUUUUAUCAAACUUGGUUUUGCUACACCUGUUUUAUUCUACAACUUUAAGUGAGAAGGGGCUGCAGAGACAGUGAGACCAAAUAAAUUAAUUAGUUUUCUCAUUGGUCAUGCUACUCUACUGAAAAAAGUAAUUUUGAACAUGCCACAUAGUUCUAUGAACUUCUGAUAGCUUAUGUACUCACAUCUCUCUUUCUUUAUAUAGGUAUACCGAUAACCAACGCGCCCAAGACUCUAUCAACCUGACCUUGUUUCAUUGGGGUAUCCACGGAUGGAUUGUAUACGUUGUGGUUGGUCUUCUCCUGGCCUUUGUUGGUUACAGACAGGAACUUCCCAUGACCAUGAGAUCCUGCUUGUACCCUUUGAUUGGCGAUAAGAUUUACGGGUGGAUGGGUGAUAUGACCGACACUGUAUCGGUAGUCUGCACCAUGUUUGGCGUUUGUACCAGCCUGGGUAUUGGAGUCAUGCAACUGAACGCUGGCGUUCAUCGCUUAAAUGACAGCUUUGAGAUCAGCACCACCAACCAGAUUAUCAUCAUCUGGUGUGUAACAGCCUGCGCAACUGCUUCUGUAGUGAGCGGCUUAAAGGUUGGAAUCCGACGUUUAAGUGAGAUCUGUUUCACCCUGGGUCUCUUUAUCAUGUUGAUGGUGUUUUUCCUGGAUGAUCCCUGGCACUCCCUGAAUGUGCUUGUUCAGAGCACUGGCUAUUACUUGCAGACGGUCAUACAACUUGGUUUCCACACUGAUGCUUUUGCGCAAUUGGGAAAUGCUCCAGAUGGUAAGGAAGCAGCUAACUGGAUGGACAACUGGACCAUCUUUUACUGGGGCUGGUGGAUUGCCUGGUCUCCGUUCGUUGGCAUGUUCAUUGCAAAGAUCUCAAGAGGAAGAACCAUCAGACAGUUUAUCAACGCAACCUUGACAGCACCAGUGGGAUUUUCCAUCCUGUGGUUCAGCAUUUUUGGAGGAGUGGGCCUGAGAAUGGAACGAAAUGCAGAGCUUGCUAACAUAACUUGUUCUUCGGUGUUAGGUGGAGGUGAAGCAAAGGAGUCUUUCGAAGGUUUGUACCGACUGUCCUGUCGUGGCAAGACCGACAUGUGGUUUGACGUGAUGGAGUCAUACGAAGGCCUAGGUACUGUCCUUUCCGUUCUCUCCCUGGUAAGCAUAGUCCUUUAUUUCGUCACCAGCUCUGAUAGUGGAUCCCUUGUGAUAGACUGCCUCUCUGCCAAUGGUGAUCCCGAGCCGCCCGUCCUACAACGCAUUUUCUGGGCACUCACAGAAGGUGCGACAGCUACCGCUCUCCUGUACGCUGGAGGCCAAGACGCACUGAUAGCCCUGCAGACAGUCUCAAUAGCAUCUGGCGUUCCCUACACGAUCAUAUUGUGCUUUAUGUGUGUAGCGCUGUGGAGAGCUGUCAAGAUCGAAGCAGGAGACCUUGACAUACGUGGCCCACAGUUCACCACUAGCCUCCUUGAUGUGCUUAGCACUCCAACAACAGAUAGUGUUUCCAAAGUUUCUCUGAGUGUUGUGGCUCCAUGGUACUUUAUAGGCGUAGCGGCUGGAGAGGUGGACAAACAAAACAGACGGAGAUGCAUCCACAUGCUGAUUCUCGCUGUACCUUUUUAUGGGGCGAUCGCUCUCUUUGCCAUGGGAUUUUUUCAGCCUAAUUUAGUAUACGUUGGGCUGUCCGUCCUGUUUGGUUUCUUUGCCUAUGCCACAAGUGUACGCAACUCCAUCCGCGAGAAACACGGCAUCAAUGGAAACAUGGUGGAGGAUUUCUUUGCUGUGUCUUGCCUAUAUCCAUUUGCUGCCUACCAAAUGGAAACCCACAUGCGAAACUACGAACCGAGAAGCGCUGCAGUUGAAGAACUUCAAGUUGAGAGCGGAAAAGCGGCGUCUGAGUGCUCUUCACAUAGUAGCUCUGAGUGCUGUUGUAUCCCGUUAGGAGAGAUGGACAAAUUACUUUAUGAUCCAGACGCGAAAAAUACAAACGUUUGAUUCAUCAUAUCAAAUAGAAAAAUGAACGUUAUUUAAAGGACGUUAGCGUUAAUUUAAUUAGAAGUUUGAUAUUUUAGUACGGACGUUAAGUUUCUAAAUUAAAGUAAGAUGUUUAGGUAUUAAGACAUUUGUAAUUUAAUAAAUAAGAACAUUGUUAUGUUUUGAGAGGGAAUUUUAGUCUAGUGGAGUGGCACACUAGACUUUUAACUCCCGUGUUGUUUUUACGAGCCCUGACCCGGUUACAUAAAGCAACGAUCAAGUGCCAAAUUUUCUACAUUUACACCUGUAUCCAUAACUUGCAAAAUCCUGAACAGGACAGCAAGUCUGAAACUGUAAGAUAAGUGGUUUCUUGUCCCCUUCUACUCUCGUUAAUCCGCCGUCGGCCUAGUUAUCCGUAUUACUGUGCAAGGAAAUCCUGGGAAACAAAGAGAGUUGUCACAGAAAAUCGCACUUCACUGCUUUAUGCAACUGGAACCGGGCCUGUUUCAAGGAACUUCUCAACACGCUUAUCAAUUCACGCAUGUGUAAAUAGUACCAGCAGUCAUCGAUAAUCCGAGGGGGAAAUUUGUGAUCGAGCUAUCUAAUUCAGUAGUAAUGGCCAAUGCAUGCUACAGUAAGAUUUACCAAUCAGAGGGUAACCCUAGAUAUGGCCUCUAGAGAGUUGUGCAACCCGCAAAGGUUUGGUUUUCAGCCUUUACUUAAUAUCAACCAUAGUUUGGGCCGGGAAUACCAUUGUCGUCGAUUGUAAAAGUCGCUGACUAUUCACUGACUAUACCCUCCUAACCAAACUUAACUUGACUACCUCUCUCCUAGGUACGAAAAACAGAUUCAAGUCUGGCACUUGUGGUUUGCUAGGCUUGUCGAUAAUAGUUAUUACUCCUAUGCGCAGCACCAGG